UAACAAAAGCAUUUUCUUUCACAAACCUAUUGAAGUCAUCACGCAAUUGCAAGCCAAACAGCUACUAAGAGAGGUCCUAACCCAUUGUGGUUUGUGGGUUCGUGGGGGUUUUGGGUCUUUUACGCGGGUUCGAUGAGUUUUGGGUUCUCUUGAAACUAGGGUUGAUUAAUCUUCUCAGUUCUCUCAUAGUGCUUUCAGGUGCAGCGUUUGGCCUUCCACAGCUAGAGUUUCACCUGAUUCUGUUCCAUGGCGUUUCUUUUUCAAAAAUUUCAAGAGUUUGUGAGAACUCUUGCAAAAAGUCCAACAUUUGCUAAAAAUCCAAGGCAGCUUCAAUUUGAAGCAGACAUUAAUCGCCUUUUCCUUUACACCAGCUACAAUCGUUUAGGAAGGGAUGCUGCUGAAGCAGAUGCUGAGGAGAUAAUUGACAUGGCUGGUAAGGCCUCCCUUGCUGAUCAACAGAAGCAGGUCCAAGAAAAUAUUCAUUUUCAAAUUAAAACCUUCUGCACGUCUAUGAAUGACAUCCUCCUUCCUGAUAUGAAGAGCAUAAAAGAGCCACUUAACUCAACUCAACAACCGCAUAUUGCUCCUCGCCGCAGUGGCCUUAGUCUUGCUGUUGGUGGGAAUAGUCCACCAAGUGACCAUUCUGCUAUACCUGAGACAAAACCAUUAAAACGUGCUGAGCUGUCUGAGAGGAUGAAGGAUCUCAUGGGCUACACUCUAGAGCUUAAACCAUCUCAAAUUCCUCACCAGGAAGCUGGACAGGGUUUAUUCUUGGAUGGUGAAGCUGACGUUGGUGCUGUCAUAGCUUUCUACCCUGGUGUUAUAUAUUCUCCUGCUUAUUACCGUUAUAUUCCUGGAUACCCCCGAGUUGAUGCACACAAUCCUUAUUUGAUCACUAGGUAUGAUGGAAGUGUGAUCAAUGCACAGCCUUGGGGUGUUGGUGGUGAAACACGUGAAGUAUGGGAUUGGUCAAGUGUUCCUGAAUCCAAGCCUGACGUGCAAGUUGCUGAGAAAGGUUCAGACAAAAUUUGGAAGCUACUCAGUAAACCUUUGGAAGGCCCGCGAUUAGGACGUACUGGUGACAUUUUGGAGCGGAGAAACCCACUAGCUUUUGCUCAUUUUGCCAACCAUCCACCGAAGGGUAUGGUCCCAAAUGUCAUGGUUUGUCCUUAUGAUUUUCCACUAACUGAAAAGGACAUGAGAACCUAUAUACCAAAUAUAUUAUUCGGAAGUGGAGAAGAUGUGAAGAUGAAGAGGUUUGGCAGUUUUUGGUUUAAAUCUGGAGGGUCCAGCAAUGGUGGAUCAGAUGUUCCUAUUCUCAAGACUCUUGUUCUUGUGGCUACUAGGGCACUUCGUGAUGAAGAGUUGCUCUUGAACUACAGGUUGAGCAGCACGAAGCAGCGGCCAUCAUGGUACACUCCAGUAGAUGAAGAAGAGGAUCGAAGGAGGUGGAGCUGAAUCAAUACAAGGUUGGAAGUUGAGGAGGUUUUCGGUCAUGAAGUCGUCAAUCUCGGCCCAGGGGAGGUUAUGAUUUUGUGGGAGUUCUUUUCACUCUCCCCCCUUUUCCCAUUUCCCUUUUCCUUUUCUUUCCAUGUCAUCUUGUAGCCUAUUUGAAAGCUGCAAUUUUACCAUUUCUGACCAGUUAGUUGUAAUUUACAUCAACUCAAUCCUUAUACUAAGGAUGACAUUUUUGGAGUCUUUUCUUUUUCAUUGUUUUGUUAUUAUUGUGAUUAUUAUUUGUUUUUGGAUUGAAUGGGGGCUUCAGAUUCAGAGUU
Messenger RNA from Cornus florida, 1775 nucleotides. RefSeq lists its product as uncharacterized. The record is from RefSeq and is a predicted model, not a curated record. Bases 247 to 1458 code for a protein of 403 amino acids. Lineage: Eukaryota; Viridiplantae; Streptophyta; Magnoliopsida; Cornales; Cornaceae. The transcript is spliced from 4 exons.